AUGUGCAUAUCUACUAUCGGUUCUCGUGUCGAUUUCGAUCGACGGAGGAGCGGCACGAGACCGGAUCAUAUAUCGCGACGAGUCACCAGUGAAAGGGGAGCCCGCCCGGGUUCGACUCCGUUGCCGUGUGCGAGCUCGGCGUUGGUUGGUUCUGCCGCCAGGGCCACGAGGGCGCUGCAGAUGGCGCUGUACGUGUCGCCCGGGUUCUCGCGGGCGGCGGACGCGCACCUGCGGCUGGCGCUGAUGUUCAAGGCGCGCCGCCACUGGGCCGCCGCGGCGCUGCACUUCCGCCGCGCCCGCCUGGCGCCCCACCAGGACGCGACCUUCACCAGGCUCGAGCUGAGCUUCCACGCUGCCCAUCUGUUGGAGGCGCGCGGCCUGAGGAAGUCGGCCCGCGACGCCUACGAACGCCUCCUGAAGGAGCCGCAGCUCUCCUCGGCCCUGAAGGCCGACGUGUGCCGGCAGCUCGGCUGGCUGUACCACCGGUGCGUUUCGCUGGGCGAGGCUCCCGCCCGCGCCCGAGCGGCGGUGUGGUGCCUGCAGCGGGCGGUCGCCGCCGAGCCGGACUCGGGCGCCGGGCUGUACCUCCUCGGGAGGUGCUUCGCCGCCCAGGGCAAGGUGCACGACGCGUUCAUCGCAUACAGGAACUCCGUGGAGAAGUCUGAGGGCAACGCGGACACGUGGUGCUCCAUUGGGGUUCUUUACCAGCAACAGAACCAGCCUAUGGACGCGUUGCAAGCGUACAUCUGCGCGGUGCAGCUGGACAAGGGCCACUCGGCCGCAUGGACGAAUCUCGGCAGUUUGUACGAGAGCUGCCAGAUGGCGCGCGACGCGUUCGCCUGCUACAGCAACGGCGGCUCGGCCGCGGUCGCCGCCCACGCCCCGCUGAGGCAGCGGCUCGCCUUCCUGAGGGCGCACUUGGCGCACGCGCCGAUGCCGUCCGUGACGGGCAAACGCCGCCAGCUGCCGUCCAUAGAGGAGGCGUGGAACCUGCCCAUAUCGGCGGAGAUGUCGUCGCGCGCGCCCAAGUCCGCCCCCCCGCCCUACCCGGGCAAGAGGAGCGAGGAGCCACCGCCGCUGAACCACCAGCAGCUGCAGACGCUCCAGUACCUGCAGCGGAACUCGCACAACUUGUCGCCGCAGCAACAAGCGCUGAUGCAGCAGUUGCUCUCUCAAUACCGGCUGGCGCAAGCGGCGAGGGCGCGUGCGGUGACGAAGAGCGAAGGUAGCAAUGCGAGCGGAGGCGAGAGCGCGGAGUCUCUCGCCGAGGAUUUGCUGAAGAGGUUCUCAGACUCUCAGCCGGACAUCAAGAAGGAACCGACAACAGAAAAUACGAGUAGUGGUAGCAGCAGCAGCGAGGCGGUGCUCGGUGGCCGGCAGCCCGUCGUGAAAUUGGAACCAUUGAAGACUGAUCCACUGAAGCCCGUCGCCUUCAAUAUCGGCAUGAGCUCCAAGAACAUACUCGACGCGUGCAAGGAGAACGCUGGUCCGCCGACGGCGUGGUCGGUGCUGGGCGACGGGUGCGGCGCCCCGGAGCCGCCGGCCGUGCCCUCGCCGCGCCUCUCCGCCGAGCAGCUGGCGCCGCCCGCGCCCUUCGUCUACGUGGAGUCGAAGCGGGACGCGUUCUCGCCGCAGCUGCAGGACUUCUGCCUGAAGCACCCGAUCGCCGUGGUGCGCGGCCUCACCUCCGCCCUCAAGCUCGACCUCGGCCUCUUCUCCACCAAGACGCUGGUGGAGGCGUGGCCCGACCACGCGGUGGAGGUGCGCACGCAGCUGAUGCAGUCCGCCGACGAGAACUGGGACCCAACGGGGCGCCGCCGCGUGUGGGCGUGCGCCUCGCACCGCUCGCACACAACGGUGCGCAAGUACGCGCAGUACCAGGCGGGCUCCUUCCAGGAGUCGCUGCGCGAGGAGCGCGAGCGCGGCGCCGCGCCCCACCACUCCGCCGGCGGCACCCUCUCCGACUCGGAUGGGCGCGAGUCGGGCGGGCCCGUGAAGAGGCGCAAGGGCGCGCGCAUGCUGCGCUUCGGCACCAACGUGGACCUCUCCGACGAGCGCAAGUGGCGGCCCCAGCUCACCGAGCUGCAGAAGCUGCCCGCGUUCGCGCGCGUCGCCUCCGCCGCGAACAUGCUCUCGCACGUCGGCCACGUAAUCCUCGGCAUGAACACCGUCCAGCUGUACAUGAAGGUGCCCGGCAGCCGGACGCCCGGCCACCAGGAGAACAACAACUUCUGCUCGAUCAACAUCAACAUCGGCCCCGGCGACUGCGAGUGGUUCGGGGUGCCGGACGCGUACUGGGGCGGGGUGCGCGAGCUGUGCGACCGCCACGGGCUGUCGUACCUGCACGGCUCGUGGUGGCCCGACCCGGAGGAGCUGCGCGCCCACGGCGUGCCCGUGUACAGGUUCACGCAGCGCCCCGGCGACCUCGUGUGGGUGAACGCCGGCUGUGUGCACUGGGUGCAGGCCACCGGCUGGUGCAACAACAUCGCCUGGAACGUGGGCCCGCUCACCGCGCGCCAGUACUCGUUGGCGCUGGAGCGCUACGAGUGGAACAAGGUGCAGAACUUCAAGUCGAUCGUGCCCAUGGUGCACCUGACGUGGAACCUGGCGCGCAACAUCCGCGUGUCGGACCCGCGGCUGCACCGCGCCAUGCGCACGUGCCUCAUGCAGACGCUGCGUGCGGCGGCCGGCACGCUGAACGCGGUGCGCGCGCGCGGCGUGCCGAUCCGCUUCCACGGGCGCGCGCGCGGCGAGGCGUCGCACUACUGCGGCGCGUGCGAGCGCGAGGUGUGGCACGCGCUGCUGGUGCGCGAGCACGAGCGCCGCCACGUGGUGCACUGCCUGGCGUGCGCGCGCCGCGUCAGCCCCACGCUCGCCGGCUUCCUCUGCCUCGAGGAGCACCACACGGAGGAGCUGGCGCAGGUGUACGACGCGUUCACGCUGCACCGCGCCGCCACGCCGCUCGCCGCCGCGCAGGCGCCCACGACGGUGCCCACGCCGGAC
Messenger RNA from Iphiclides podalirius (scarce swallowtail), 3003 nucleotides. The record is from the annotation of a GenBank genome assembly. NCBI's taxonomy places the organism in Eukaryota, Metazoa, Arthropoda, Insecta, Lepidoptera, Papilionidae.